Morone saxatilis (striped sea-bass) is the source of this 1401-nucleotide messenger RNA. RefSeq names its product TRAF interacting protein with forkhead associated domain (gene tifa). Gene Ontology annotation, molecular function: protein binding. Lineage: Eukaryota; Metazoa; Chordata; Actinopteri; Moronidae. The record is from RefSeq and is a predicted model, not a curated record. Gene Ontology annotation, biological process: canonical NF-kappaB signal transduction. Bases 506 to 1093 code for a protein of 195 amino acids. The transcript is spliced from 2 exons.
AUUUGUAAUCGAAAUGGUUGUUGUUUAAUUCUUUGUUAAUAAAGUAACCAAUUCAUUGUUUAAGCACUUCAGUAGAAUCAAUGACCUGGUGUGGAAAAAAUGGUUUCAAAUGAUUUAUUGGUCAAAAAUAAUUGUAUAUACUGUGGUCCGCUUGGUGGCAAAUCACUGUGCUUGACUGACUAAUUCAAAUUAAAUAAAAAUGCAGACUUUUGCUUUCUGUUCACCACAGCUUAACCACUGACUGCUGUUGUUUUUCCGAAUUUCCACUUGAAAGCAGCAUUGUUGCCACAGGGUCUUGUGGGAGUGACUAACUGAAGUCUUUCACUCAGCACAAACACAGUUAGUUAGUUCCUUCUGAAGGCUUAGUGUAGCUGAUCCUGCACCUCUGUGGACUAUCUGAACCUUCAAGUUAAAAACUCGAGCAUACAGGUUUGUUUGCAUUCUGUCCCAACAGCCUUUCAUCCCUGAAGGUCAGUAAGUCAAUUCACCCUCUACCAGCUUCAUCAUGAAUGUGUCCCAGACAUUGGAGACAGAGGAGGAUCUCCUAACUUGUCUCCACAUCAAGCUUUACCACCCUCAGCAGAGUUGUAAGGGCCUUUACGGGCUGCUUCCUCUGGAGAAAAGGAGCAGGUUCUCAGCAGAUGACCCUCUCAGGCUGGGACGUGACGCCCAGGCAUGCACCUUCGCCCUGGCCGACGUCCGGGUGUCCCGGAAACAGCUGGCCCUUCACGCCUACCGCACGCCCCAGAGCCCGGACAUGCUUUUCACCAUCCAGAACUUGAGCCAGAGGGGACGGCUGUCAGUGAACAGCUCGGCCCUGGGCUACCUGGAAAGGAUGGACCUCCCGGACAAGGCCCUGAUCCGGUUCGGAGAGUAUGAGAUGCUGAUCAUCCGUGAGUCUGGUGAGGCCAAGGGGAGCUUUGAGGUGGAGUUUGAGGUGCUGGCAGUGUCUCCGUCCAGAGAGACAUGCAUGUGUGUGCCCAGUAUGACACCCGUCAUGGACACAGGCUCUGGUGCGAUGAGAAGUUUACCAGCUGAACUCAGAGACCUCGGCCCUCUGGAGACUGAUGAGACUCUCAUGUGUCAGUCAUGAUGAACUAUGACUGCUCAGUGAGAUACUUUUUUUUACUUUCUUACCUCUGACUUGUAUUUGAAGGCAACACAAAGUACUGUGUAGUUGUUACAUUAGAUUUUAAGCUUUUGUUUAGAUAAGAUCCCUCUUUGUAAUGUGAAAUCAUAGUAUUACUCUUUUUUUCUACGUAUACGUAUUAUGUAUCUAUAACUCUGUGUCUACACAUGAAAAAGCUGUGAUUUUAAUAUAAGAACACCUGGUUUUAGUGUGUUCUAAAUACUAGCUAUUUCUUUCUAUAUAUUCAACCUGACCGCAUUAAAUACUCUUUU